GCGGCUCACCGGGGCUCCCUUCGCCUGCGCCUGCGCCUCCUCCUGCGCGCGAGUGAUGGCGAGCAAGCCGGCGACGAGCAGGCCGAGGACGGCGACGCUGCAGCGCUGGUGCGGCUCCCCCGCGAACCUCCACAUGGUUGUGCGGCAGCUCAUCACUGUCAAAGAAAGUGAAAAGCUAAAAGGGACGCUGGAUGGAUGGCUUUGGAUAACCGUUGCAAGAUGGAAAAAGGUCCAACCUUUGACAAGAUUUGGAUGUGGACAAGACUGUGCUUCUGCCAUUUUCCUUGCGUGCGGCCAUGGCGGGGUGUUUGUGGGGGUCUCGUAUGAGCUCCACCUGCCUGGAAGAUUUAAGGAAAGGAAAGGACCAACAAAUAUUUUUGCUUAUUUUUGGGCUCUUUGGAUGGAUUUGAAACACUUGUAAUUUCGCCAGAGAAAGAAAAUAUGUCCAUAAAAAAAAGUGUAAAGCAGAAAUUUUGAUUUUAGUAAGUGGCUGCCAAAAAAAGAACAGCGUUCAAAACAUGUAGCUAAUUGUUUUCCACGUUGGCUGACUCAAAUCAAAGAGAAGACUUGGCUUGAAAUGACCAAAUCCCAAUUCAAAAGCAAAAUCCGUGUCUGCUGACUCACCCUGAGCCCAUUUCAAACCUUGAGACUCCAAGUUCAAAGAUGGCGGCAAAGUGGUGCAACUCCACCACGGCUCCGGCGCCAGACUCUUAAAUUGGGAUGAUGGGAUUAUAUUGCUGAGCCCAAAAUGGAAACAUUUUAUUAAAACUCUCGUUAGAGGGAGGAUAUUAGUCAUUUGAAAGCGUCGAGCAAAGCCCGAUCCCUAUCGUCCUUCCGGCUGCCAUUAUGUCUGCUUGGGCCAAAGAAAUCAGCUCCGUGAGGCGCCUUUACUUCCAAAAAAACGACAUUGUCCAUCCGGAGCAGACCCACAAAAAAGUCGGAGGAAGCCGUGAUUGAAAAAAGACGGGGAGCCUGCAUUUUUUUUUUUGUAAAAGAGCCCUAAAAAGGAAAAUCGGCACCCUUCAACGAGGAGGCCCGCCAAAAAGUCUUCACAAAAACACCCAACCAUGGCCAUUCGGGACAAAGAAAGCUGGAUGAACUUCUCUCGAGUCUUUGACGCGGCAAGUACUUUUUAAAUGGGCAUCAUGGAUCCUCUCCAGAAGGGGCCACUCAACGUCACGCCGGGCCUCGGGCCCGAGCCGUCCCCCGACGAGGUGUCGGACCUGGAGAGCAUGCUGCUGUGGACCCUGCACGAGCCCGGCACCAUCGCCUUGACCCUCAUGUACACCUUGUCCUUCCUGCUGGGCGUGGUGGGCAACCUGAUGUCCCUGCGGGCGCUCACCAACCGGCGCAGUCGGCGUCUGGCGGGCGUGAGCGCCACCCGCAGCCUGCUGGUCAACUUGGCCGUGUGCGAUCUGGCCGUGGUGUGCGUGUGCAUGCCCAUCACGCUGGGCAGCCGCAUCUACACGGCGUGGGUGUACGGCGACCUGCUGUGCCGCGCCGUGCCCUUCACGCAGGCCGUGUCGGUGUCGGCCAGCGUCCUGACGCUCACCGUCAUCAGCGUCAACCGCUACUACAGCGUGCGCUCGCCGCUCAGGGCGCGCUCCAUGUUCACCCGCCGACGCAUCCUGGCCACCGUGGCCGUGGUGUGGGCCGCCUCGUCCGCCAUGUGCGCGCCCAUCGCCGUGGUCAACCGCCGGCAGGAGAUCAACUUUGAGACCUUCUCCAUUCUGGUGUGCCAGGAGGAGUGGCCCAAGCAUCGCCUCAAGCAAGGAUACAACGUACUGCUGUUUGCCAUGCUCUACUGCCUUCCCGUCACCUUCAACCUGACCAUCGGCUUCCUGACGGGUCUGCGUCUGUGGGGCGGCGCCCGCUCGGCCUUCGCCGACCUGGACCCGCGCAGCCAGGCCCUGCACGCCUCCCGCCUGAAGAGCCGGCAGAAGAUCGCCAAGAUGGUGGUGUGUCUGGUGCUGCUGUUCGCCGCUUCGUGGCUGCCGCUCUACGUGGCCGAUUUGUGGAUCGACCGCGAGCUGCGCCCGCCGCCCUGGCUCCUCCAGACCCGACCCUUCGCCCAGUGGUUGGGCCUGACCAACUCCAGCCUCAACCCCAUCUGCUACUGCUUCAUCGGGGACCUCUACCGCUCGGCCAAGGUGAUCCGGACGCGCUACUAUCAGAAAGUAGCCGCCCUCUUCGGGGGCGCCUCGUUCGUCAGUUCGGGGGCCGAGGCGUCCCCGUCGGCGCCCGCCGCUACCGAGCGGGACCACGUGGGAGUCGGCGUAUCCCGUUCGGUAGCCACCGUUCCUCGCCUGCUGAUCAAGGAUCUCGGCCAGACGGGGUCCAACAACGGAUCGGGGCACAGCAUUUCGGACUGGUGCCGUUCCAGCCCGAGCGUGUGCGAAACUAGCGGCGGGCUUUUCCCCUGCAGGUGGCGCCCUUUCGACACCACCCCGGAUUCCUCCCUCGGCACCUUUCCGUUGGACUCUCUGCCGUCGCGGAGACACUCGGCCCACGAGAACUUUGGGCCCUUCCUCCUGAGGUUGGAAUCUGGAAUAGACUGGAAUCUUCCUGCCAGGAGGCAUUCGGUAGUCCGGCAAUCGGCUGCGUGUUGAACGCAAUGUUUCAGAAGCCAUCAAUCACUCAAGGUAUUUUUUGCUGCAUCGGAGCCAGCCUCCUCAUUGCGCCGCUGGAGAAUUCUAAAGACAGCAAAGAUACGGCCCGCUUGGUCAAAUGACAAUCGAGCAGCUAGGAGCAGCAGAAGGGAAUCUGCUGAGAGUAGAACCGGCCCAUGAACGUGGAGAGUCGAUGUUAAAAACGGGUUUUAGCGCCGCAGGUGACGCUCAAGCAUUCUUGAGGCGCUCGCACGAAAAUGAAAGCUGUGUGAAAAUGGAUUGAUUUUGGAAAGAUCCCAUCAAGCAUCACGCUUAUGUUGUGUCUUCACGGCCACUCCGGGCGCUCCAAAAGAACCUCUCGGGGUCGUAGAAAAAUGAUUGUUUGGGUCAAAUGGUAAAGUCUCUAAAUGAGUCUUUUAGCCCCCGCCGAGUUCUGGAAUGAUUCGACGCGGUUUUUGGCGCCGCCAUCCCGAAGGAGCUUCUGGGCGCCACUGGAGCAGAUAAAAAAAAGAAAAAAAACGUUCUCCUUUCAUCUGCCCGACAACAAACGCAAGUGAAAAAUUUGUCAACAAUGUGUGCAGACAGCUUUUUUUUUUUUUUUUUUUUCUUGGUCGCAAUUUGGACAGCAAGCAGCUCGUGUGGUUUGAUCCGCAUUUUUCCUGUACGGCAGCAUGAAAUUUUGUCGGUCAAAAUAAAGGAAACGCGCUAACGA
Molecule: messenger RNA, 3321 nt
Organism: Syngnathus typhle (broad-nosed pipefish)
Lineage: Eukaryota; Metazoa; Chordata; Actinopteri; Syngnathiformes; Syngnathidae
Product: neuropeptide FF receptor 2-like
Exons: 5
Coding region: 1137-2609 (490 amino acids)
Biological process (GO): neuropeptide signaling pathway
Cellular component (GO): membrane
Molecular function (GO): peptide binding; G protein-coupled receptor activity
Source: RefSeq, a predicted model, not a curated record